GAAAAAAUGCCUCCGAGGAAAAACAAACUUCCAGUUCCUAUGCCUGAAGGUUGGAUAGUGACUGACACGAGCAAAAAAAGUUGGAAGUUGGGCAAAAAGCUUGGCCAGGGAGGAUUUGGCUUAAUCUAUUUAGCCUCACCUGCUUGUGAUGCACCAGUCCGUGAUGACGCUGCUUACGUCAUUAAAGUGGAAAAUCAUCAGAAUGGACCAUUGUUUUGUGAACUGAAAUUUUAUCAAAGAGCAGCAAAACAAGAUGAUGUUACAAAAUGGAUUCAGAGCCACAAACUGGAUUAUUUAGGAAUUCCGAGGUACUGGGGAUCUGGGGAGACGACAUUCAAUUUAAUAAGUUACAGAUUCAUGGUUAUAGAUCGCCUUGGUUCAGAUUUGCACAAUUUACAGAAAAGUAACAGUGGCAGAUUGCCACUUCAAGCAGUAAUGCAAGUUGGCGUACGUAUGUUGGAUGUUCUAGAAUACAUACAUGAACAUGAGUACGUGCAUGGUGAUAUAAAAGCAGGAAAUAUUCUCUGUCACGUAACAGAUCCCAGCAAGGUUUAUCUUGCAGAUUAUGGACUUUCUUACAGAUACUGCCCUGAUGGGAAACACAAAGAAUAUAAAGAAGACCCAAGAAAAUGCCACAACGGGACACUUGAGUUUACCAGCUUAGAUGCUCACAAGGGGGCCGCCCCGUCCAGACGAGGAGAUCUGGAAAUUCUUUCUUUCUGUAUGCUGCAUUGGUUAUCUGGGAGAUUACCCUGGGAUCAGGACUUAAAGUUUCCUUCCACCGUCCAGAUUGCCAAACAAAAGCUUAUGGACGAAGUUCCGAGUUCAGUCACUGCAUGGUUGGGUCAAGAAGAUGGAUGUAAUGAUGUAGCCAAGUUUAUGGCUGAAGUCAGAACUUUACUGUACAGUGUGAAGCCAAAUUAUAAAGGACUGAAGGAAAUCCUGCUGAAGGCUCUAGAGUCUGCUGGAACCAGACUUAGUGCACCGCUUAUUUUCUCUCAUCAGAAUUCCACCUCGAGAAGGCCCACAGCUCCUAAGAUAAAGGUUGAAGUGCUAAAACCACAUCAGAAUAAGAUGAAGGAUGGAGAAGACCACAGCAUACAGCCGAAAAGCUUGAACUUGCCAAAACCACGUCAGUUACAGAAAACACCGAAGGUUAAGAAAACAAAUGCAGUAGACUUGGUCAACGGCCAGGAUGAACAUCAGACACAUUUUGUUGGCAAUGACAACAAUGGAAAAUCUAGUAAAGUGCAAAGAACAAGUCCAAUGGAUUUGCAAGCAGAAAUUGUUGGUAUUGAUAAACCAAAGGGUGCAGUCAACGUUCACGCUGCACAAAAGUACAAAAUUUCGGUCAGAAAUCCAUGCUCUCAAAAAGACAAGACCUACUGGGAAGAAAGGGAAGCUCCCCUAGAAGACCCCAGUUCUCAGUACCAGGACUGGAAAGGCAAGGCCUACUGGCAAGAAGAGGAAGUUCCCCUGGAGGACGCCAAUUCUCAGCAUCGGGACUGGAAUGGCAAGGGAUACUCGGAAGAAAGGGAAACUUCUUUAGAGGACCAGAAAUCUCAGCACCAGGACUGGAAAGACAUCUAUAAAUAUGGACUCACAAUUCCAAUCCUUUUACUAAUGAUCUACUUGGCAAUAAAUGGCUUGAAAUAA
Nanorana parkeri is the source of this 1656-nucleotide messenger RNA. Its product is annotated as serine/threonine-protein kinase VRK1-like. The record is from RefSeq and is a predicted model, not a curated record. Lineage: Eukaryota; Metazoa; Chordata; Amphibia; Anura; Dicroglossidae. The transcript is spliced from 13 exons. Gene Ontology annotation, cellular component: cytoplasm; nucleus. Gene Ontology annotation, biological process: signal transduction; peptidyl-serine phosphorylation. Gene Ontology annotation, molecular function: protein serine/threonine kinase activity; ATP binding. Bases 7 to 1656 code for a protein of 549 amino acids.